AUGUCCGAGCAACGUAGGCUCGAAAUUGCCGCCAAACGCGCUCGGCUAGAUGCCUUGCGUGCCCAACGCGUCGAACGCCAAGCCCAGGCCCUUGAACGACGAUCUGGCGCUGGAACACCAUCUUCUCCCAGUCUCAACGCAACAGACCCACGGCGUACGGAUGUAAACGCUAUCCUAGAGGGAAUAUUGGGUCCGGAAGGGGGUGCAAGUGGCGCACGUACGCCGGCUGGGAGUACACCACCUGGCAGCAUGCCCGGUACACCUGCGCGUGGUGGCCGCGUGAGCGGACUUGGGUUGGGAUUUGGCGCGGGAGGACGGACAAGUGAUGCGGGAGGCAGCACACUCGUCGGGACGGGCAGCGCGCUGGGUACGGGGAUCGGCACGGCGGAGAGCGAUGUUGGGACGCGCGCGAGCGUGGAUUUGAUCGAAGUCGAGCAGGAGCUGUUCGAACUACCGGUUCGGGAAAGGGUGCUAUACAACAAAGAAAUCCAAACUGCCGCGUUCGACGACGACGACGAUCAACAUGACGCAGGCGGAGUGGGCACAUCUACCCUGCCCGGGCCUUCUCUCGAUGAUAUUCAUGCGAAGUCACAAAUGAUGGACGAGGACGCUGCACUGGAAGCGGAGAGUAUCGCACUAGACGCCGAGAUCGCGGCAGCGAUACGCGAAUUGAGCGACGACGAGCGAGCGCACAUCGUUUCCGCGCCGGAAUUCUUGGACUUUGUCGAACAAAGCAGCAAGAUCGUCCAACGCGCGCUUAACGACGGUUACGACUAUAUCACGGAUUAUACCCUUGGUGCGCCUUCGGACGAUGCGGGCGACGGAGCAGGACGCGUCAAACGCGUCGCGGCGUUUUGGGACGAGCGCUUAUUGAAGAACCGAUCCAUCACUGACUUGGACUGGAGCCCAAAGUACCCGGAGCUUACCGCCGCGGCGUACAACAAGAACGCGGGCGCUCUGAACGAGCCGGACGGUCUGGUCUGCGUAUGGAAUGCGCAUCUACUUGCUAGACCGGAGUUUGUGUUUCAGAGCCAGAGCGACGUGCUAAGCGCUACGUUCAGCCCUUUCCACCCCAAUUUGAUAUUUGGUGGAACGUAUGCUGGGCAGAUCUUGCUGUGGGAUACGAGGGCGAGGCAUCUGCCUGUGCUCAAAACGCCGCUUGGUGCUGCGGGCCAUACGCAUCCUGUAUACGCGUUAUCUGUCAUCGGCAGUCAAAACGCGCACAAUCUUAUCUCGGCGUCUACGGAUGGACUUGUAUGCUCGUGGCUAGUCGACAUGCUCGCACAACCUCAAGAGUCCCUUGAGCUAGUCCAUACAGGACACUCAAAGACGGGCGAAGUCGCCAUCACGAGCUUGGCUUUCCCCGAUGCCGAACACGGCGCUUUCUUCGUCGGCACAGAAGAAGGCGCAGUCUACCACGCCCACCGACACGACCGUGCGGGGUUCAAAGCCGGUCUCUCGGCCGCAGACGUCUACCGUGCACACGGCGCGCCCGUAUUCGGCUUACACUUCCACCCUGCAACCGGCCCGGUUGACUUUGGCGAUCUCUUCCUAACUGCGUCGGCGGACUGGACGGUGAAGCUUUGGCGGGCCCAGGGCAGGACAGCUACCGCGCCAUCGCAGAACACCCAGGUCAACGGAGGGAGUGUUGGCGCGAGCGGUGGUUUGGGCAAGGCGAAGGGCGAGAACAGCGUGCCUCCGCUCUACAGCUUUGACGAAGCGGACGACUACGUGUACGAUGUGAGGUGGCACCCUGCGCAUCCGGCUGUGUUCGGCGCUGUAGACGGGAGCGGGAGAUUCGAUGUGUGGAACUUGAAUGCGGAUACGGAGGUGCCCGUCGUAUCAACGCCUGCUUCACCCCGCGCAUUGAACAAGCUCCGCUGGGAUGCAAAAGACGGUCGGCGCUGCGCCGUCGGUGGCUCAGAGGGCAAACUCAUUGUAUAUGAUAUUGGAGACAUGGCGCUUCCGCGCGAGACAGAGUGGGCAGACUUGCAGAAGACGCUUGCUGGUCUCGCCGCUCCGCCAGAAGAAGCAGGACUGACGAAUGGGGUUGGAGGGGGAAGUCUGAGCGGUGGUACGAGAGGGAGGUGA
Peniophora sp. CBMAI 1063 is the source of this 2091-nucleotide messenger RNA. NCBI's taxonomy places the organism in Eukaryota, Fungi, Basidiomycota, Agaricomycetes, Russulales, Peniophoraceae. The record is from the annotation of a GenBank genome assembly.